This is a messenger RNA of Paramecium tetraurelia, 1281 nucleotides long. RefSeq lists its product as uncharacterized. Lineage: Eukaryota; Ciliophora; Oligohymenophorea; Peniculida; Parameciidae. Gene Ontology annotation, molecular function: protein kinase activity; ATP binding. The transcript is spliced from 5 exons. The record is from RefSeq and is a predicted model, not a curated record. Gene Ontology annotation, biological process: protein phosphorylation.
AUGUCAUUGAAAGACUUUAAGAUGUUAUCUAAACUAGGCGAUGGCGCUUUUUCAAGUGUUUAUAAGGUAAAAAGGAUUGAAGAUCAUCUUGAGUAUGCUUUGAAAAAAGUUAAUCUUAACAACUUAUCUGAUAAGGAAAAACAGAAUGCCCUAAAUGAAGUGAGAAUUUUGGCAUCAAUUCGUCAUCAGAAUAUCAUAAGCUAUAAAGAAGCUUUUCUUGACCCAACCAGUAAUUCCUUAUGUAUCAUUAUGGAACUGGCUUCAGAUGGAGACUUGUUAUAAAAGAUCAAAAAAUAAAUUAAAGCAAAUAGUUCCUUCAAAGAAGCCGAAAUUUUUCGAUAUGCUUUUUAACUAUUAAACGCUUUGAAAUCUCUGCACGAAAUGAAAGUCAUGCAUAGAGAUAUCAAGAGUGCCAAUGUUUUCAUGAUCAAUAACGAAGUCAAAUUAGGAGAUAUGAAUGUAUCUAAAGUUGCAAAACAAGGCUUACUCUACACUUAAACUGGCACCCCCUACUAUGCCAGUCCUGAAGUCUGGAAAGACCACCCAUACGACUGUAAAUCUGAUAUUUGGUCAUUGGGAUGUGUUCUCUAUGAAAUGGCAGCACUUAAACUCCCAUUCCAAGCUGAGGAUAUGGAUGGACUCUUCAAAAAAGUAGUGAAGGGAUUCUAUCCAAAAUUACCAGCCGCUUACUCCUUUGAUCUAUAAAACCUCAUAAGGAUGAUGUUGUAAGUGUCAACAGCAUUGAGACCCACAGCUGUCUAAUUAUUAGAAUUACCCUUUUUCUAGAAAUACAAGCUAAAUACUCCAGAUUCAACUGCUUAAUUACUGAAUACUAUUUAGUUUCCAAAAAACAAGAGUUACAUUAACAUUUUCCCUAAGCCUAAUUAUAAAUUUAAGACUGAAUCAACUGAUAAAGUCGAUCUGGAACAAGUGCAUCGCAAAAGAUAGGCAACCUUGGGAGGUAAUGCUUCUAUUUUCUCAAAUCCCACUAGACUAUCUUAAUACGAAGAAAGCAAUCAUCAAUCUUAAAUACCAAUAAAACAAGAACGAUUAGAUUAAAUUUAAUUAAAAUCAAAUCGUCACUCUCUUGUUAAAUUACUGUCUGAUGGUUCUUUGCCUCGUUCUAAUAGUAAAGUCCAUUCCAAUAAGAUCAUUCAAGACAAGAUCAGAAAACGAUUGCCCAUUCCAAACUUAUUAGAGAAUAUGUCUCCGAUACUCUGCAAAAAAAGUGUGAGAGUUGGAAAUGAUUCUAAUUCUACAAUGCUACCAUAAAUUGCUUGA